Messenger RNA from Fopius arisanus, 2982 nucleotides. Its product is annotated as diphthine--ammonia ligase. Bases 210 to 2426 code for a protein of 738 amino acids. Gene Ontology annotation, molecular function: diphthine-ammonia ligase activity. NCBI's taxonomy places the organism in Eukaryota, Metazoa, Arthropoda, Insecta, Hymenoptera, Braconidae. Gene Ontology annotation, biological process: protein histidyl modification to diphthamide. The record is from RefSeq and is a predicted model, not a curated record. The transcript has 13 exons.
AGCACUCGUUGCACUUGAACAGAUAAUUACUGAAUUUAAAUAACGAGAGAUUGUCAAGAGACGACAGCUGAUAUUUUUUAUGGCAUAUUAGGGAGUAAUGGGAUUUAACCAAUAAGUGUCUCUAGAUAUUGAAACCACCCCAAUGGACGGCUUAUCGGUGUAUUUUUGUUUCGAUAAUUGACGGUGACCACUCAUGAUUCUUCACGCAUAUGUAUUUCUAUCCGAGACAUUUCGUCAAAGUGGGAAAAACAUUCGGUAUCUGUGAUCAAGCGGUACUUGUCCACCUGAUAAACCCGAACAAAUCUAUGAUGAGGGUUGUGGCACUUGUCAGCGGUGGUAAAGACUCGAUAUUCAAUCUGAUGCAGUGUGUUGCUGCUGGUCAUGAUGUCGUGGCACUGGCUAAUUUAUAUCCCGUUGGAAAGGAUGAGCUGGACUCAUUUAUGUAUCAAACUGUUGGGCAUCAAGGGGUUGAGUACAUGGGAAAGGCCAUGGGCCUGCCCCUGUACAGAGAACCAACCUUUGGUAAAUCAUGCAUGAGGGAAAAAUACUAUUCACCCACCCAGGACGACGAAGUGGAAGAUUUGUACAGGCUUUUAACUAAAGUCAAGGAGAAGGAAAACAUCAAUGCUGUUGCAUCCGGUGCUAUUUUGAGUGACUAUCAACGAAUUCGCGUUGAAAAUGUGUGCAGCAGGUUGGGACUCGUUUCACUGGCAUAUCUGUGGCGGAGGAAUCAGGAUGAACUUUUGAAGGAGAUGAUCGCUUGCUCUGUCAAUGCUGUGCUUAUCAAAGUCGCCUGUCAAGGACUCGAGCCCAAACAUCUGGGGAAGAGUAUCUCUGAAAUGCAGCACAAUCUUGGAAUUCUCAAUGACAUGUACGGCGUGAACGUGUGUGGAGAGGGCGGCGAGUACGAGACAUUUACCCUAGACUGUCCACUUUUUAUCAAAAGCAUCGUCAUCGACGAAUACGAGAGUGUGGUGCACUCUGAUGAUAAAAUAGCCCCAGUUGGAUAUCUAAAUUUUAAGAAAAUACAUUUGCAGAAUAAGGCUGGGGACCUGGAGAAUCUCACACUUCACGAGAGACUUAAGAAUAUUCCGGUGAAGACACCGUAUGAUUAUAUUGCCGAGAUUGUUGGCCCUGAGAUGCAGGAUGGGUGCAACUUCUCGGAUAAUGAGAAUGAUGAGACUGAUGGGGAUAGCAAGAGCCUCAAGUCGUCAAACUCUGGAUCUUUUAGUCCGCCUAGUCCAACGGAAUCGAAGUACGAUGAUGAGGAUUAUCCAGAUAUUCCAAUGGCCAAUAGAAGUAAGACUGGGUGGCACUGGUUCGGUGGCAUCAUAGGAAAAGAUAGUGAUACAAAAAUAGCAAUGGAAGAGGCACUCGAUAAAUUAAGCAGUCUCGUUGAGCACGAGGGUCUCGACAUGGAAAAUCUGGUCGGGGUGACGAUGUAUGUCAAAGAUUUGUCUGAGUACUCUACUAUUAAUGACGUUUACACAACGAGAUUACCACAUACGAAUCCUCCAGUUAGGGUAUGCAUCCAAUGUCCUAUCAAUGUACCUGUGGUCAUCGAUGCACUGGCCUACAAGGGAAUCCAUCAGAAUGACGAUGAACAGGUGCUGAAGAAACAUACGAUGCACGUUCAGAGCAUCAGCCACUGGUCCCCUGCCAGCAUUGGACCCUAUUCCCAAGCGGUUCGCAUCGGUCACAUCAUAGCUGUUGCUGGACAGAUUCCCAUGGUACCUGGUAAUUUAUCACUCCUCGAUAUGAACAUCAAGAGACAGUGUCGUCUCACCCUGAGACACAUUAAUCGCAUCGUCAACGCGAUGGACUCGUCGACGCAACUCAGGGACAUCGUCCAGGGGAUUUGCUUCCUGACGCAUCACAGUUACAUCGCAGAGGCCAGGAAGGAGUGGGAAAAACGUACUAAUAAUGCCAUUGUCGAUUACAUUGUGGUACCCCAUCUGCCACGUAAUGCUCAUGUCGAGUGGUGGGUUUGGGCGCACAGGGAUAAUAAUAGAUUUGAAUACGAAGAGACUGGUCGGUGUGUGGGGAAUUUCAAAGUGGCAAUACGGAGGAGGUGGAAUUAUGAGAACGAUGUUUCAGCUAUUGUUUGUUACUUGUCGACCAGGUCGUCCAAUUCGACUGGAAACUUGGCAACGGAAACAUCUUUAAAUUCAUCGGAAUUAACUGAUGACGAGCUGACUGAGGCCUUCGAGUAUCUCCUCGCUAAAUUAACUAAAGACUCGAAGAGUGAAAAUCCAACCUGUAAUUUACGUAUUUUUUACAAAGUCGCUAAUUUACCAGGCCCCAACAUGAUACGAAGGGUUCUCGAUAAUUUCUCAAAUCGUAACUUGGUUACGACAAUCGUACCAACGACACAUUUGCAUAAUUUCAGUACCUUCUUGUCUGUGUGCGGAGUUAGACACGAGUAAUUAAAUUACUCCUUUGAGGUUUUUAUUAUUCGCGCAAAGGAAAUGAUAAACUGGUCAAUUAAUUAUUUACACAAAGGAAUUUAAAUAGGGAUGAACAAAAAAUUGUACGUCAAACGUAUUUCUAUUUUUCGUUUUGUUAAUUAAUUAAUGCCGAUUACUGCGAUUAUUUGUCGAUUAUCUUGGGUACCUCGAAUGAGCUUCACUCGAUCAGUCCAAGAGGGGAAAAUUUCCCUUAUCUUUAUCGACUAGUCAAGAAUACUCCGAGAUGUUGGUCGCAUCGACACCUCUUUAUUCUUUGCUCAACGUUUCACUAUUAUCACUUUAUUUUUUCUCAUCUCCAAGAUUCAGUGGAGAUUUUCAAUGUCCCGAUUUUUAAUUGAAUAAAUACUGGAACAAGAACUUCGUGAUUCAAUGAACACGAGAAUGAACUCUUGGUAAAAAGAAAACGUUUCGAGUGCAGUUAACAUUCGAUUGAGAAUUAACUCAUCAACGCCAGGAAUAUAAACAUGUUGUGAGAGAAUACAUUAUGUGAAAAUAAAACGAGAUAUAUUUUGAA